This is a messenger RNA of Symbiodinium sp. CCMP2456, 888 nucleotides long. NCBI's taxonomy places the organism in Eukaryota, Dinophyceae, Suessiales, Symbiodiniaceae. The record is from the annotation of a GenBank genome assembly.
AUGUUGCCGGCUGUGUCUUCCAAGGAGCUGUCCCUGGUGGAAGGCAACCAACGGCGAGACUUCGCAGACAUUGUUUGGCAAAUAGCGGAACGCAGAGGUUGCAACGAGUUCGUGGUGAGGUACGACUGCGGGCACUCACUCCGAGCCGAAGUCUGGGCUCCUCAUCUUCCCAGCACGAAGGACUAUGGCACCCACGAGGCAGACCGAUCACGGUACGUGCAGCACUGCUUGCACGUCCUCACUCGCCACCCCGCAGAACCACAGGUGCAGGUUACCGUGCCAGAAGGCCGGUGUCGGCACUGCCAGCGCGGCCAGCGACAGACUCUGGUAUGCGGACCUGUUCAUACCGAUCUCAGGGAACCAGCAGCACCCGGACUCGUCGCCAAGACCCUGGGGCGUGGUGCGCUGGACGCCUUGACUCGCGCCAAGCGUGUGGAUCUGCCAAUGACCGCGCAUGCCUUCCUGGCCACGAUCGGGCAGGUCUGCAAGAUGCCAGAGACAGCCAACCUCCGUCUUUUGGUAGGUGCUCAGGAAGCAGUGCUGGAAAUGCCGUGGUCGACGAAGCAGAUGAUGCCGAAGGAGGAGAUUCACCAAUGGACCCGGAAGGAGAUCGAGGACGAUGUGGAGUCAAUGCUGUUCAGAUACAUCUGCUGCUCCGCUAUCUUGCUCUUCGUGUUCAGCGGCGAGAGCUUCUACCAUCUGGUGAGCAACCUGAUGCCGAUUCAGCCGGAGGCCAACGUAAACUUCAAGGAAAUGGAGUAUAUAGGACUCGACCAGCUGACCCCGGAGCUCGUGGUGCUCGAGAAUCUCACCACUCUCAGUGGCCUCGAGCUGCGGGUGGCCAACUGCACCUGGAUUAUGUCAUCCCUGACAUACGCGGUGCACACG